AUGACGGAAGAGAGCGCCAAGAAGACCAAGCUUUCAUGGUCCAAGUCCCUCGUGAGGAAAUGGUUCAACAUCCGCCCCAAGGCGCAGGACUUCCAUGCUGAUUUCGACGCUGGCCAGGCAAGGGAUGGUGGUGGUGGAUCAUGGAGGCCCAGCUGUUCCUCGAGCGAAGCAAGCGCAAGCACUGCUGCCAAGAAAAGCAGAACUAACCGAUCGUCGUCAAAGUGGAGUGCUGAACGCGCUCGCCCAGGGAAGAAUAAUUUUGAUGCAGCACACCUGACGGAAGUGCAAGAUUACAGGAUCUUUGCUGCAACGUGGAACGUCGGUGGUAAGUCACCACCAAGGGGGCUAAAUUUAGAUGAAUGGCUCCAUACUUCUCCUCCUGCCGAUAUCUAUGUCUUAGGGUUUCAAGAGAUUGUCCCUUUGAACGCGGGAAACGUUCUUGGCACUGAAGAUAACCUUCCAGCCAAGAAGUGGGUGUCCCUUAUUAGGCGGACACUGAACAAGAAUCCUGGAGCUAGUGGUUGUGGUGGCUAUCAUACACCCUCACCAGUCCUGGAUCCAGUUGUAGAACUGGAUGCUGAUUUUGAGGGGUCUGCAAGAAGGCAGGAGAACUUCUCAUUCUUUCAUCGCCGGUCGUUCCACAACCUCAGCCGUAGUUUAAGAAUGGAUGGGGACUUCAUGUUCCCGCAACCAAGGCUAGAUCGCAGGUUUAGCGUUUGCGAUCCAGUCAACUUAGGAGGCAGACCAAGUGAUUUUGAUGGAAAUUUGCGCUGCCCUGGAUCACCUGAUGAGGAUAACAUAGAUAUGGAAGUGAGCGAUGGUGCACAAAUUUCACCAUUCCCUCAUAGCUACAGUGCAUCUGCACCUUCUGAACAAAAUGAUGAUCAAUCAAACAGCUCUAGGUAUUGCUUGGUUGCCAGCAAACAAAUGGUUGGCAUAUUUCUCACAGUGUGGGUACGCAAUGAAAUAAGAGAUGAUGUCAGAAACUUGAAAGUUUCUUGUGUGGGUAGAGGAUUGAUGGGUUAUCUUGGAAAUAAGGGUUCAAUUUCAAUAAGCAUGUCUUUGCACCAGACAAGCUUCUGCUUCAUAUGUUGCCAUUUGACGUCAGGGGAAAAGGAAGGGGAUGAACUGCGCAGGAACUCUGAUGUUCUGGAAAUUUUAAGAAAGACUAGAUUCCCGCGGGUUCGUGGUGCUGGUGAUGUUAAGUCACCUGAAACGAUUCUUGAGCAUGAUCGGAUUAUAUGGCUAGGGGAUUUGAAUUAUCGGAUUGCCCUAUCAUAUUGUUCAGCAAAGGCUCUUGUGGAAAUGCAUAACUGGAAGCAAUUAUUGGAGAAAGAUCAGCUGCGGAUGCAACAAAGAUAUGGACGAGUUUUCCAGGGUUGGAAAGAAGGGAGGAUCUAUUUUCCUCCCACAUACAAAUAUUCAUUCAACUCAGAUCGGUAUGCUGGAGAGGGUAGGCACCCUAAAGAGAAGAGGAGAACACCAGCAUGGUGUGAUCGCAUUCUCUGGUAUGGCAACGGCCUCAAUCAGCUGUCUUACGUUCGUGGAGAGUCUCGUUUCUCCGAUCACAGGCCGGUGUACAGUAUUUUCUUGGCAGAGGUUGACAUUGUACACCAAAGGAGGAGAAACAUGGGCUAUUUCAGCUCUAGAAUUGAGGUGGAGGAGCUCUUGCCGCAUUCUCAGAGCUAUAGAGAAAUAAAGUUUUAUUGA
Miscanthus lutarioriparius is the source of this 1710-nucleotide messenger RNA. The record is from the annotation of a GenBank genome assembly. NCBI's taxonomy places the organism in Eukaryota, Viridiplantae, Streptophyta, Magnoliopsida, Poales, Poaceae.